Messenger RNA from Colletotrichum navitas, 516 nucleotides. RefSeq lists its product as uncharacterized. Lineage: Eukaryota; Fungi; Ascomycota; Sordariomycetes; Glomerellales; Glomerellaceae. The record is from RefSeq and is a predicted model, not a curated record. The transcript has 11 exons. Bases 1 to 516 code for a protein of 171 amino acids.
AUGACUUUUGUCCAUAGCAUUGUUAUUGUAGACUAUCCUUUCUAUCUUCAUCAUGAGCAAACACAUGCCCCUGCCACCGGCGGCUCUGGUCAUGGCCCAGAUGCGCAAAGUGGUGACACGCACAUGCCGGGGUCAUUCAAUCCAAUUCCAGACAGGGCAAACGCCCGUCGCCAAGGUACGGAGGGUAACACAAAGGACGUACCACCAUCGACAGCCCCACAGACCCAAGCAGCACAAGCCAGCAACGACCAUAUCACAGCUCACGCCCACGCCCUAGGUGAGCCGUGGACGGCGGCCAUCGACGUGCUUGCUAUGACGCUGAAGACAGCAGAAGUAAUGGUGCAGGUUGAGAUAGCAUGCUCUAGCGCCAUCUCUGAAUGUCUCCUCUUUAUAAGAGAAGCUAAGGUCUUACUAGAAAUAAAAGUAAGGGGUUUAAAGUCCCUUAAGCUUAAAGCCUAUAGUAAGGUAGUACUAAAAGGCUUAGGACUUCUUAAGGCUAUAUUUAAAACUAUUUAG